CGUUAUUUCGAAGGGAAGCACACGGGCUCGAGUGUUUCGAAAGGUUCGUGAAAUUUGCAGUCGAUGCAAGUUAAACAUCCUGCACUGAAGCAGGAAAUUAAUUACUUAGUGUGUCGACGACAUCAAUCGAGAUCUACUUACGAUCAUUCCAACAAGCAGUGAAGAUUCGGGGAGAUGGCAUCUGCGGGAUUUCGCCUCCCGCGGCCAUGAAAACAGGACAUGCGUAAAAUUGUCGUUAUGAAGUUAACCUUCCUUUCCAUCUUGAACAUCAUAGCUGUGUUGAAAACAGGUUAGCGUUUAUUUUAAAGAUUAUCCUUCCUUCUCGAGACAACUGUAGUUUAGCUCUGAAAAUUUCAUCGAUCUGUUUGUAAUCAGCUAUGUAGAAAUCAUGGUCGAUCUUGCCUGUCUAGUUAAAACUUAAGUUCCGAAUUUCAAAUCUAAGCUAAGCCAGGAGCAGUCUCGCUUCAAGACUUACAUAAAGUAUACAUUUAAAUCGAUAGUGUUCGACCCUCAGGAUUUACAUGGCAAACUAUUUGAGUUCUAAGAAAGCGCGUAAAGAGUCAGUCUGUCGAUGAGCUUGAUCUAUUAUGCAUCGGGAUGAAUUUUUUGAAAACAAAAUUCCUAAUCUCGGACCAACUGUCUCCUUCAGUUACCUUGAAGAGGUUAUCUGCGACAGACUGCGAUGUGCAAGUUCUUAUGCUGGUAGUCCGUGGAUUCGUUCCUUAGAAAUAAUGAUUACACCCAUGUUUUAUUUGUAAAUUAACUUAUUCCUGAAAUUUUUUCUCGCUUUUAGGGCAUGGAAUCCCAAUAUCGUCAUUUACAAACGAUGCAGACAACAGCAUUCAACUUCCAGGGAUCAAAAACUUAUCAGAGUCAUCAAACCAAAAUCACUCAAGACUAAACAACAUUACAAGCAAUGAACUAAAGACAGAUCCAAUCAUUACAACAACAAACACUAUCAAGCAUGAGUCACCACCCCUGACUUUUCCAACGGCCCACACAGAUAGGAAUUUGUGGAGUGCAGGAUUUCAAGACAGCAAAACAAAUGUCUCCAGCAAGAACAGUACUACAACUGUUAGGACUCCACUGACUUCUAAAAAUCCAACAAACCUCAGAACUCCAACAGAACAUCACACCCUACCAACUGUUUUGCCAACUACACCUCGCUCAAAGAAGCAUCGAUUUAUUUGGAAAAUACUUGCUUACACUCUCAUACCUGUGGGUUGUUUGUUGACAAUCCUGAUCACAUACUGUUUGGUAAGUCUAAAAGAUAUUUAUAACAUGAGCAGGGGUUCUUAAUCCUUCACACCCUAUCAUCAGUAUCCAUACUCUCCUUACUGCUAUUCAGACAUUUCCUAAGCUGCUAACAAGGAGAAUUUGCUUGACAAUCAAGAGCCUUAAUAGUAAUGAUUAGUUGGUGAUCAUUUCCUUUAUUCUCAUGACCUUAAUGUGUGAUUCAGGACCAAUAUUGCAAGAAGAAAUUAGAUGACAGUCACUCUUGGAAGUUAAUGGAAAUGGGGUAGUAAGGAAAAAGCCAAACAUGAGAUCCUGCUUGCAGGCUUAACCUUUAACUCCAAAGAUCUGAUUGUUAAUUCUCCUAUUUAGCUAUUACACAUUUCCUUGUCAUUAAGUUACAAGAAUUUGGUGUUACGUCAUGAUAACAACCUCUAACUGAUAAGUCUGAGUAAUCUCAUCACCUGUUUGUGGGAUAUUGUAUGAAUAUUGUAGGGAGAUGUUAUAUGUAAAUCACCUCUGGGAGUUAAAGGGUCAAAAGAUGGUGGAAAGAGGUCUUAUGCAUGGUGAUAGAUUGCUGGUAACUUACUUUAAUGGGAACAUCUGGACUAGCAGCCUUAUUUGGCUUAGUGAUGCAAGAUUUUCAUCGUCCUAGCUCCAGUAUUGAGGUCAAGGGCCAAAUCAUUUCAGAAGAUGUCCAGAAAUAACCAAAUAUCACACAAGGUGGUCCAAAAUUUGCAAAGAUACUAUAAAGGAUAAGAAAGAUGGUAAAGUUUUUGAGCUUGGUAUUGAAAUACAAAUGAAAUUGAAAUAUUUCAUUAUCAAGCUUGAAGUGUACAAUCUUUGGUAUUCUCUUUGCAUACAUAAGGCUUUGGACAUUGCUGAUCCUUGCAGUAUUCAGGACACAUAUAGCGUAUAAACCAGGUUAUAGCCAAGCUCACAAUGGAGUCCCUGUGGCUCAGCAGUAGAGCAUCAAAGGGUGGAACCUGAGAGCUUGAGGUUUAGUUUUCAUGGGAAAUUGGAAAUUUUGUCUGGGUCCUAAGCCCACGUCAAGCAAAAAAUGGUCUCUCCUUGUUAAUUGUCAAUAAGAGUUUAUAUUAAUUUUGCCAGCACCAGCUCUUCUGUACAAAAUAAUGAAGGUUUCACCAAAAAAGACCAUUCACAUAUCUACUUUUUUUUGGCUCUUUAAUUGAUUUGAGUUUAAUUUGGCAUUGCAUUUUAUUUUUCAAAAAUUAUGUCAAUCAACCCUUUGACCCCCCCCCCCUGAGAGUGACUAGUUUCUGAUUUCUCCUCAUGAUAUCACCCCUGAAAAUGAUCACCAACCAAAGGAGCUCCUGAUUGUGAAACAAAUUCUCCUUGUCAGUUCUUUUGGGAAUUUAUAGAGAACAGUAUGGAGAAUAUGCAUACUGAUGUUAGGGUGUAAAGGGUGAAGACUGACCUAGCUUGAAAGUUCCUGCUUGGCAUGAAAUUGUUUGGCAGCUGUGAGGUACCAAGCAUGCAAAUCACACCCAACACAUCAGUUUCAGUUAUUAACAUUUUGUGCUUUUGGCAUGAGUAAAAAAUGGGUUGGAUUUAAUAAAGUUGGUUUUUUUCUCUCGGAAAAAGGAGGGAUGUAACUGAUAUAUUUUCUACAAAUUUACACUAUGAAAUAAACUGCUCAAUAUUAUAGUAUUUUGGUUUUGUUUAAGGUUCGUCAUGUGCAGAAAGUACGGAGGAAAAGAAGACUUGAGCGGGAGCUUGUACAUCAAUACUCUUAUCCAAACAGUGAAGCUGAUGACUCAGAAGAACAGAAUAUUGGAGACUUUGAAAGUGUCAUUAACACUCACUUUGUUGCCUUCAAUGAUCGCACAGACAAAAAUCUUUAUGAGGAUCCUCAGACAGAGGUAAGAUCUGAUGUGGAGCAACACCAAAGAAGCUGGCAAAGUCCUUUAACCCUUUACCUCCUAUGAGUGACCAAGAGAGAAUUUCUCCUUACAACAAUCAACACAAUAUCAAGCAUAGAAGUGAUGAGAAUAAAGUAAAAUAUCAAUUAGGGAUUAUUAGUUGAUCCAAUACCAAAUUCUCCAAAUUGACAUCAUAAGAAUUGUAUGACAGGCAGUAAGGCGAAUUACUAAUGAGAUUGUGGAAGGUAAAGGGUCAAUCUUUUUACCCCUAGGAGUAGUCAAAGACCAAUUUCUCCCUGCAGUAUCUGAAGUCAACCCUUUCACUUUCAAGAUCUCAUUAGUAAUUCUCCUUACUGUCUGCUAUACAAGUUUCAUAAUAGCAGUGUGGAUAAUUUGGUAUUGGAUCAACUAAUAAUCCCCUCGUUGCUAUUUUUCUUUUUUCCACGUCACUUGUCAGCUUGAUAUUGUAGUGAUAUUAUAAGCAAAAAUUCUCUCUAGGUCACUUAUGGGAGAUAAAGAUGUUUUGGAAACAUUUGUCAUGAGUGUAUAGACAGAAAAUGCAUAUGUGAGAUCUUCAAAUAACAUAUUAGGGCCAUAAAUUUGUUCCAUAGUGUAUCUAGAAAAAAAAAACACAAGUAACAUCUUUCAAAUAAACAAAAGGUGUUCUUUUACACUACAGGUGAACCUAGCCUUUGAAGAAAGUUCCAAACUGGUGGUUCAUGAGUCUGCUACUUCUAUUCCAGAGGAACUUGAAGUUUCAACAAGUUUUACCAGUUGA
Pocillopora meandrina is the source of this 3894-nucleotide messenger RNA. NCBI's taxonomy places the organism in Eukaryota, Metazoa, Cnidaria, Anthozoa, Scleractinia, Pocilloporidae. The record is from the annotation of a GenBank genome assembly.